Messenger RNA from Anthostomella pinea, 1866 nucleotides. The record is from the annotation of a GenBank genome assembly. NCBI's taxonomy places the organism in Eukaryota, Fungi, Ascomycota, Sordariomycetes, Xylariales, Xylariaceae.
AUGUUCGUGCAGACUCAGUCAGACUUUGCCAAAAUGCGCUCGCUCAUCGGACCUGUGGUGCUAGCCUCGGCGGCCGUCGUGUCAGCCUCAUCCAACUAUACCUGCCUGCCCGGCGAUAGCUGUUGGCCGACCUUGGAACAAUGGACCACAUUCAACGAGAGUGUUGCCGGUGCUCUCAAGGUCACGCACCCCAUGGAGGAGCCGUGCUACGCCGACUCUAGCAGCGAAGCGUGCCAGGCCGUAGCGGCCGCCUAUACCAACUUGACCGGCGCCUACCGAACCUCGUUCUACGGCGAGACGGUCAACCUGAAUUGGGAGUAUUGCGGCAACGACCAGUGCCUCCUCGAGUCCCUCGCUCCGCUGGAAGGCAUCUCUGGAACGUGCAAGCUCGGUCGGUUGUCCGCUUACUACGUCGACGCUCAGACCGCCGACCAGGUCGCAGCUACUCUGAAGUUCGUUCAAGAGCAUAGCAUCCGUUUAUCCAUCAAGAACACGGGCCACGAUUACUUCGGCCGCAGCACCACUGCCAACAGCUUGGCCUUGUGGGUUCACAACAUGCAGGAUAUCAGCUACGCCGAGACAUUCACGCCAGAGGGAUGCUCUACCGAACGGGAGAACGUAGGCAUCAUCGGCGCCGGCGUGGAGGCUGCAACAGCCUAUACCUUCUUCGCCGACAAGAAAAUGCAUGUCACCGUCGGCGCUGUAGCCUCGGUCGGUAUCGCCGGCGGGUUCGGGCAGGGAGGCGGUCACGGCGCGCUUGGACCGAGCUAUGGGCUGAUGGUUGACCAAGCCAUCGAGUUCGACGUGGUGACGGCUGAUGGCGAGCUCCAGACUAUCAACGAGUGCACUGACUCUGAUCUGUUCUGGGCUAUGCGAGGUGGUGGUGGCAGCACGUACGCCGUGCUUCUGAACUACAAGUUCCAACUGCACCCUGCCGUGCCCAUGAACGUGUUCGCAUUCACGGCCAACCUGACCGAGACCCCUACCAACAUCAGCGAAUCGACAAUUCAUCGGGACAUUGUGGCUGCCAUCGCCAAGAACCAGACACAAUGGGCCAACAACAACGUCUCGGGAUACAAUUUCUUCCUGCCAUACAACAUCAUCAGCGUACAAAUUCUACCGAGCGCGGACACGGAGGCUCUCAAGACACUCACCAAGGAUUACGCCAAUUUCCUCUCGAACCUUCCUGGCUUAGACAUCAUUGCAAACGAGUACGCAACUCUGGAUACAUACCCAGAGUAUACGGCGUUCGCACUGCCAUUUCUCGGAACCAAUGGUCCCUUGGGAGUCGGUAUCACGGAAGCAGCGCGCUUGAUUCCACGCACUCUAUUCGAGACCGACGACAGCGUUGACGCGUUGGUGGAGGCCUUCUUAUACGGCAUGCAGACCAGCUUGGAGGAGGGCGCAGGUCUCGGGACAGGAUCAGGGCAGAUCUACCACACGGGCCCCUCGAACAACAACGACGAGAGCGACAGCACCGGCGUCAAUCCUGCCUGGCGGGGCAGUCUGUGGCAUGUGAUCCACGGCGGGAUCUGGACAAAGGCCGAGUCGCAGGAGGAACGGGCACAAAUCCAGACGACGGCGGGGCAUGCGAUCCAGAAGUUCAAGGACCUGACCCCGGGCGGCGGCAGCUACCUGAACGAGGGAGACGUGAAUGAAGAGGACUGGCAGCAGACAUUCUUCGGCGACAAGUACGACCGGCUGCUGGGGAUCAAGCAGAAGUACGACCCGACUGGGCUGUUCAACUGCUUCAAGUGUGUCGGGUGGACGGGCGCUGAGGACCCUUUCUAUUCCUGCUACAAGCAGGAGGGACAGGUUCCCACCAUUCCGCUGGACGCCAGCCAGAAUACUGUCACAGCCUCUUGA